AUGCUGGCGCACCCUUUGCCUGCGGCGCUGAUUGCCCUGACCACCGACGCUUCGGACUAUGCUGUUGGUGCCAUGCAUGAGCAGUUGGUGAACGGCGUCUGGCAGCCGCUGCCAUUCUUCAGCCGGCAGCUCCGCCCCUGCGAACGGAAAUAUAGCACCUUUGAUCGAGAGCUUCUCUGUCUUUACCUCGCCAUUAGACAUUUCCGUUUCCUGUUGGAGGCUCGGCCGUUCUCAGUUUCGGAGCCGUGGUCUGCCCGUCAGCAGCGCCAGCUGACCUACAUCUCGGAGAUCACCACGGACAUCCGCCAUGUGGCGGGUAAGGACAAUCACGUGGCUGAUUGCCUCUCCCGGGCCAUCGCAGGAGCUGUCCACCUGGGAAUCGACUACACCAGCAUGGCAGGUGAUCAGGCCUCCGACCCGGAGGUCCAGGCUCUGAGGACAGCUGUCACGGGACUCCGUGUGGAGGACAUCAAGACAUUGCAGCAGCUGGUGGCCGGGAAGUUUGUCUGGCAUGGCCUUAAGAAGGACAUUCGGGACUGGGCUCCGGCCUGCUUGGUUUGCCAGCCCGCCAAGGUGCAUCGGCAUGUGACUGCUCCGCUGGCGCAUUUUUCAGUGCCGGAGCGGCGGUUUGACCACGUGCAUGUGGACCUGGUGGGGCCCCUGCCGCCCUCUCAAGGGUUCAGCUACCUCCUGACGAUGGUGGACAGGACCACCCGCUGGCCGGAGGCUGUCCCGCUGGCAUCCACUACGGCCUCUGACGUGGCCCGGGCUUUCAUAGGCACCUUGGUCGCCCGGUUUGGCCCCCCUUCUGAUGUCUCCUCUGACAGGGGACCUCAGUUCACUUCCGAGCUGUGGAAUGCGGUCGCCGGGGGCCUGGGUGUGUGGCUCCAUCGAACUACCGCUUAUCACCAACAGGAUAAUGGGUUGUGUGAGCGGUUUCAUCGCUCCUUGAAAGCUGCACUCCGGGCCAGCCUUACGGAUGACGGUUGGGUCGAUAGGCUCCCCUGGGUCAUGUUGGGCCUCCGGACUGCCCCUAAGGAGGACCUGCGGGCUUCGUCGGCCGAGCUGGUUUACGGGCAGCCACUACGGGUUCCUGGGGAUUUCAUCCCCACCGCCACAGUUCCCUGGUCGGCGGCCCAGGAGCGGAUCUCGCUCCAGGACAGGGUCCGGGGUUUCGUGCCGGUGCCCACCUCGCAGCCCGGCCUCCCGAAGGCUUGUGUGCCGCCCAGCCUGCAGACGGCGGAGUACGUGUUCAUCCGCCAUGAUGCCCAUCGGGGCCCUUUCCGACCUCCCUACGACGGUCCGUUUCACGUCCUUGAGGCCGCUCACACAACCUACAAGGCCUUCCUAGUAGACAUUGGGGGCAGGCCUGACUACAUUUCAAUCGAUCGCCUCAAGCCGGCCCACCUGGAUCUGGACCAGCCAGUGGGGUUGGCUCAGCCCCCGCGGCAGGGUCGUCCUCCGGUUUUCAAGCCACACCGCCUCAUGACCCCGGCGGUGCCUGCUGUGGCCCCCUCGGCCCCCGCACCGGUUCCGCUGAGUCGCUUCGGGCGGACUGCUCCCCAGCCCGUCUGGGAGGCAUCUGUUGACACUAGCGUCCGCCUGGAAGGUUCCCUGCCCAGAGGAACUCCCUGUGUCAACCAGCUGACGUUCCGCCAGGGUAGCAAGGCUUGUAAACAUAACUGGGUCACCCUGAGCUUUCUGUCCCUGUGCCUCCGUGGGUGA
Molecule: messenger RNA, 1725 nt
Organism: Gadus morhua (Atlantic cod)
Lineage: Eukaryota; Metazoa; Chordata; Actinopteri; Gadiformes; Gadidae
Exons: 3
Coding region: 1-1725 (574 amino acids)
Biological process (GO): DNA integration
Molecular function (GO): nucleic acid binding
Source: RefSeq, a predicted model, not a curated record